Messenger RNA from Oncorhynchus masou masou (cherry salmon), 1423 nucleotides. RefSeq names its product beta-1,3-galactosyltransferase 2-like. Gene Ontology annotation, cellular component: Golgi membrane. The record is from RefSeq and is a predicted model, not a curated record. The transcript has a single exon. The coding region runs from base 85 to 1005 and encodes 306 amino acids. Gene Ontology annotation, molecular function: N-acetyl-beta-D-glucosaminide beta-(1,3)-galactosyltransferase activity. NCBI's taxonomy places the organism in Eukaryota, Metazoa, Chordata, Actinopteri, Salmoniformes, Salmonidae.
CAGAAGGGGGCAGACAGAACACAGCUCAAAAAGAGACGCUGGUGUCGCAACAGCUGCCUUGGCCUGUUUCUGUUCCUGGUCGUGAUGAUGACUGUGGUCAUCCUGGAAGUUGACCUCAAAGAACAGAUCUCACCUUCAACAACCAAGCCAGCAGCAAACAUGUCCCGAGGACCGUACCAUGUACAAUACCCACAUGAGUACUCCUUCAUCCUGGAUGAGCCAGAGAAAUGCCGGGAGCAGAACCCCUUCCUGGUUCUGAUGGUGCCAGUGGCGCCCUAUAACAGGGAGGCCCGUGAGGCCGUCCGCAGGACUUGGGGCAGUGAGAGGCAGGUACUGGGCAGAGAGGUCCGUCUGUUCUUCCUGCUGGGACUGCCCAGUGGAGAGGAGACAGAGCAGCUCCAGGAGAAGGUGCUGCAGGAGAGCAAAGAGCACCAGGAUCUGCUGCAGAGCAACUUCAUAGACAGCUACAAAAACCUGACCAUCAAGACCAUGGUGAUGAUGGAGUGGCUGAGCUCUCGCUGCCCCAACGCCUCCUACGCCAUGAAGAUCGACUCAGACAUGUUCCUCAACGUGAACACCUUGGUCAACAUGCUUCUUCACGCUCCAACGCAAAACUACAUGACUGGACUAGUGGCCCGAUGGGGAGCCGUUCUAAGAGACCGUAACUCCAAAUGGUACCUUCCAAAGGAGGUGUUUCCUGAACCAGUAUACCCACCUUAUGCUCUGGGCCUGGGCUAUGUCUUCACCUUAGACCUCCCCAGGAAGCUGGUGGAGGCGUCCAGGCAUGUUAAAGCCGUCUACAUAGAGGAUGUGUAUCUGGGACUGUGUAUGAGACACCUGGGCAUCCGGCCUACUGACCCCCCCAGUGGAAACCUUUUUCAGGGGUAUGCAGGAGCCCAGGACCGCUGUCACUACAUGGCUGUUAUCACGACCAUCCUCGACACUCCUCAGGAGCUUCUGGACAUAUGGAGAAACUUGCACCAACCUGGGCCUGUCUGUUAUUGAAAACAACACUCUGGGAAAGACAAAUAGCCUUGAGGUUAGAGCGUUGGGCCAAUAACCCAAAAGGGUGAUGGUUCCAAUCCCAGAGCUGACAAAAUGGCAAAUCUGUCACUGUGCCUUUGAGCAAGCACUUAACCCCAGUGCUCCAUGGGAGCUGGACAAUGGUGUCCCUCACCGGGACCUCGCUCCCUGUGGGUGUCUUGUUUGAGCUGUGACUUUCUAUUGGAUGCUUUUCUCUGGGUGUGGUAGAGAGGGAUUGCCUUAUCUCUGUGUUUCUGUGGGUGUGGUAGAGAAGGGUCACCUUAUCCCUGUGUUUCUGUGGGUGUGGUAGAGAAGGGUCACCUUAUCUCUGUGUUUCUGUGGGUGUGGUAGAGAAGGGUCACCUUAUCUCUGUGUUUCUGUGGGUGUGGUAGAGAAGGGU